Messenger RNA from Letharia columbiana, 4878 nucleotides. RefSeq lists its product as uncharacterized. The record is from RefSeq and is a predicted model, not a curated record. The transcript has 5 exons. Bases 1 to 4878 code for a protein of 1625 amino acids. Gene Ontology annotation, biological process: rescue of stalled cytosolic ribosome; ribosome-associated ubiquitin-dependent protein catabolic process. Gene Ontology annotation, cellular component: cytosol; RQC complex. Lineage: Eukaryota; Fungi; Ascomycota; Lecanoromycetes; Lecanorales; Parmeliaceae. Gene Ontology annotation, molecular function: ubiquitin protein ligase activity; zinc ion binding; ribosomal large subunit binding.
AUGAGUAAGAAGGCAUUCAAAUCGCAGGCUUCCAGCAGCCGGGUUGUCUCUGGAGCCUUUGGAGGAGAUGGCGCAGUCUUUGGUAACAGUGCAGGCACUUCAGUCUUUGGAGCCGUCCCAUCGUCACCAUUGUCAUACGUCUACGAGCCACCAGACUUGAGUGGAUUUUCGGACCCAAACGUCGGAGUCGCCUUCAAAAAUCUCCAGAAGAAAGAUGGGACGACGAAAGCCAAGGCGCUGGAGGACUUACAAGCCUAUGUCGCAUCGCUUGGAGCGAAGCCGGGUGGAGUGGAGGAAGCUGUGCUAAUGGCAUGGGCUAAGAUAUAUCCUCGCUCAUCUAUCGAUUCCUCUCGUCGCGUACGCCAGCUUGCUCAUACUUUGCAAGGGCAAUUGGCAAUCUCCUGCGGCAAACGAAUGGCGAGACAUAUGCCUAAAGUCGCUUCUUCAUGGGCAGCAGGUCAAUUUGACAAUGAUAAAUCCGUCAGCCGAGCUGCAAACGAAUCUUUCAAACAAGUGUUCAGCUCGGAAGAAAAGAUGAAAAAUGUGUGGCGACUGUAUCAGGUCUCGAUACUAGAGUACGCAAGGGACGUAGUCGUGAAGGAGACUGCGAAUACGUUGAGCGACGAGCGGACGACUAGCCCUGAUGAUUCUUCUGCCAAAUACUCGAGAGUAGUUGGUGCAUCUUUAAUGAUGGUGACGAAUCUUAUGGAGAGCAUUUCCGAAGCUGACAUUGAAAAAGGUCGAGCCCUUCUCAAUGAGUUUUUGAAUGAAGAUAAACUUUGGCAAUUCGCAUGUCACGGUGAUGCGUUUGUUCGUCGUGCCUUGUAUCGGUUGCUGGGUACGGUUUUGGUAAGGUACAAGGACAUCCUGAACCCGUCGACCAUCUCUGCUAGUGUGCUCGUGUCAGGUCUCAAUACUACUCAGUCUGGUUCAGCGUUUGACUAUGCCAAAGUCCUUGCACUACUUUCUGUUGAAAUACCAGAUGUCUGGACGACAUACUACCCGGGUUCAGGAAAGAAGUCAGCAGCAAAUCGCUUAUGCCAUUUUCUCAGGAAAGGUUCACAAGGGGGACCUCCUGGUUUCUGGUCUCAAAUUGCAGCGUUGCUUUUGAAUCUCCCACUAUCGAUACUCUUAAGAUCUGCGGAUCCGGAGUCUAACCCAAAGGUUGUUGGCGAGAAGGACUCACCCACGCCGAUUCUGAACGCUUUGCACGAAGGUCUCAAUAGCAAAGACGAAUCGCGUGCGAACAGAUUCGCUGCUUGGAAUGCAUAUCUGACUGCUUCUGACGUUGCUCUCUCUUCCUUUUCCGAUGCAGCCACUCGGCGCCGGAUCGUAACAUCCUCGGUCCUGCCUAUACCGGCUCAAUAUGUCAGACCAUCAUCUGACGAUUCUCGAUGGGCAGUCACAGGUGCACUAGGGCAAGAAGUGUGCGUCCGAGCCUGCAAUCAGGCCAUAUUGCGAGACGCAGGUUCUUUUGAAGAAGAAUGGAAUGCGUUGUCCAGUAACAUCGUUGAGGAUUUCAAAACCUCUCUUCCAGAGCAGGCUAAAGAUUAUGUAAAGUCUCAAGAUUCGGUCUCCGCUGAGGUAGACAGGUGGUAUUCUCUGCAAGCCGCUUUAUUAAAGGGAAAGGGGCAAGACAUCACGGGUAUAAUUUUUAAACAGACAGUAGCAUCAGAGAUCAUUUCCGCCGUUUCUGUCCUGCAAGCGAGGAAUGGAAAGCCAUACGGAGCGGCAGCCGCUUUGGAAAAAUUGAUACAGAAACUCCCCGAGAUCGUGCUCAGCGAUGAGGGGUGCAAGGCUGAGAUUGUCACAUUCGUAAACGACACCCUUCCAAAUCUACUCCUUUCACCCUCUGCCAAGUACCUUGUCAGGAUUUUGAACCAUUUAGAUGGUUCUUGUGAUCUCAGUCGAAGCUAUGAUAAGUGUAUGCAGAUGCUAGCUGAAGCACCUGAAUCGGCAUCAAAGUCAAUCGCUCUAGAGAGCUUUAUCUCAAGCCCACGUCUUGCUACCAUCGAAUCCCUGUUCGGGAUGGUAAUUGCUAAUUUAAGUCAAGCAAUUAGAGACGAUAAUUCAAUGAGUUGGAAUAUCGUAAUGGCUGCGAUAAGCAAUCCAGUCGCUCCCAAAUCACUUACAGACGAGAUUCUCGCAAACAUGACUGAGGGUCUGUUGGUCGGCCCGAAGAGUGUUACGAGUCUUCAUGGCUUGGAGAUGACAAUCCAGCACAUUUCGGGCAAACUGACAGAAUUCGCACGGUCGCCCAAAGGCUCAAACCUCCUUUCCAAACUGCUUCUCCUGGCCGACUCGCCUGAUGACGGGAUUGCCCAGCGUGCUAGGUAUACGAGCUCCACGAUAGAAAAGGCAUUGGCGACUCAAGGCGGCGCCGGUCAAGCCGCGAAGUCCUUGAUCGAGAUUGUCAACAAGGGUCUUGAUACUGCUGAAGCAAGUUCUAUAUCGACCGAUGCCCUUGUUGCUCAAGCACGGAAGGUGCUGGGGAGUGCUCCUUCCAGCGACAUGCCAGCAAUGGUCCAAGAGUUGUUGCCCAACGUCACGCAAUGGAAUGCUGCACUGGCGCCGUUCAUCUCGCGCGUUCCAGAUCCAUCCCUAGCAAUCACGAACGCAUUCGGUGGCUCACUGUCCAUGAUCUCGCCCACUCCAUCCGAUUCAAUCAAGCGAACGCUAUCUCGAGAUGGAGAAGGAAACUCUGCCGCGCUGCGUAUGGCUCAAUACACGACCCAAAUCAUCAAGAGUACGGGCAUUUUUAACAGCGCUACACAUGAGCAAAAGAUCACUGUCUGCAAAUACAUGGCUCUUUUCCUACAAUUUGCGAGCGAUAACAUCAGCGUACCCGGGUCAAUGCCCCUUUGGGAGUCCGUCGACAUAGACACUGAGCCCGAGAUAGUCGACUUCGUCGCUGAAGCUCAGAGCUUGUUUGGAGGCUGGUUGCACAGCAAGGAUUCGUCGACGUCAGAACUCAUUGCCGAAGUGCAAAAGCAGCUCCUUCAUGACUCUUGCGGCUUUAUGACUUCGUCUUAUUACAGCGGCAGAGCAUAUUCUGCUCUGACUGCAGAAGUCGCUGAGUUGCAUAGUCUCUCGGCACACACCAAUGAUGCUGAUUUGCUGAAAGGGUUUCGGAGAUCGAAUGAUGCCUUCGUUGCAGCUGCGUAUUUGACAUCUGCUUCGGAAUCGGAAGAGCUUUUCAGACUCUGCAAUUACCUUCUGACUGAUUUGACAGAGUACGAUUUUCGUAAGAACCUAGCAGAAGGAAUGCGCAAAUUGUGCUUAGUUGGUUGCAUUCUCUCGAGAGCGCAAGACUAUGUCAACGACAUACCACAACAACGUUUGGUCUUCUUUGUCCAACACUUGAUUGGACAGCUCGAGACUAGCGUCUCAUCGUUCACUGUUGCUGGAGGGCAAAUAAUGGUUGUUCUGUCGUUCAUUCUUCCCGCGGUGAAGGAAAUAUAUGGCCCUUUUUGGUCAGUAAUUCUUGACGAGAUACAAAAGGCUGGCAUGGAAGCCGAUCUUUACGCGCUUCACGCAAGCCUGAGACUUCUGAAUUUAUUACGACGACCGUAUAUGCUCGAGUCAAAUGAUGACUUACUUGACGCUUGGAGCGAGAAAAAGACGGCCAUCGCACGAUGCUUAGUGGAUUUAUUGUGGCAGCUCCAAGGUUACCCAGAUGACUCACAUCAACCACGACGAAUAGUCAACGAAUUACUGAAAAGACUGCUGGUCGAUUUGGCUCAAGACGUGAAAGUCGAGGUACAGGACCUUUGUCCUGUGAUCGCUUCAGAGUCUGCAGCCCUUCAAGAGGCUGCAUACGAGCUUUUGCAUUCGAAAAUACCUGCGAACCAGGAGCAAGUAUCCGUGGACAAAGCCUUGUCGAAUGAUUUUGUCGCAAAAUUACCAGAGGAGGUUGUGUCCUUGAUCCUUGCACCGCCAUCAAUAGCGUCCAUGGCCAAGCACAAUUUCGAACGAAACAUACCACCGUCGCUACGCAGCUACAUUCUCAGCUGGCAGAUUACCUUCGACCACUGGGAAAAGGCAAGCUACAAAGUACAAGCGGACUAUGUUGCCGCACUCAAGGAAGGCACAUACACGCAAGACUUGUUGGGCUUUAUCUUUAACGUUCUCGUAAAUGGGAGGCAAAAGCCUGUUGAUGCCUCUAGAUAUGACUUUCAAACCUCCGGUCUGGGAGCCGACCAGACCCCAGAACAAGAGACCCACGGGGCCCUUAUCCACCUCUACUAUCUCUGUUUGCGGAGGCUACCCUCAAUAACCAAAGACUGGUGGCGGGAUAGUACCUCCCGCCAGCUCAGUAUAGCCGUCGAGUCCUGGACGCAAAAAUACAUCUCCCCCCUCGUCAUUGCCCAAGAACUCUCAGUCAUCAGCGACUGGGCCCCCUCACAAUCCACAGCCGACCAACCAAUGACUGUCAAAGUCUCUCCCUCCGCUCGCGAAAUUACCGCCUCAAUCCCCAUUGACGAACAAACCAUGACCAUUGCCAUCCGCCUUCCCCCGGCCUACCCGCUCGCCCGCGCAGAAGUUGAGUCAGUCCAUCGCGUCGGUGUCGCGGAGAAGAAAUGGCGCUUCUGGAUCAUCAAUGCCCAAGGUGUUAUCAACUUCUCUUCUGGCGGCGCUGGCGAGGGGAAUUCGAUCAUCGACGGCUUGAUGGCGUGGAAAAAGAAUGUGACGGCUGCUAUGAAGGGGCAGACGGAGUGUGCCAUUUGCUAUAGUGUUGUUAGUGCGGAUCGGCAGUUGCCGAGUAAAAAGUGCUCGACAUGCAAGAACACAUUCCAUAGCAGCUGUCUGUUCAGGUGGUUCAAGAGCAGCAAUUCGAGCAGCUGUCCGUUGUGUAGGAAUAACUUCAAUUAUAGCUAG